GCAGGCAGACGACGGCCACAAAUCGGUUUGUCGACGAGAGGGUGUAUGUGUGUGUAAUUAUAUAUAUAUAUACAUAUGUGCGUAUAUGUAAAUGUGCAAAAUACAUACACAGGCGUAAAACGCGUUCCGUUGGAUAUUCUUACUUUCGUUGUGUUGAAGAAAAUUGCAAAAAAAUUUAAUUUAAAAAAAUUUACAAAAUUCUCAAACGCUCCAAAUCGUAAGCGUUCGCUUGUUACUUUCGAGCAAAGCAGUGAGUGAGUGUGUUUUUGUUGCAUAAAUUUGUAUUUUUUUCGUGCAGUAAAUCAGUGUUCGCACUCAAAAACGACUUGCCAACACACGAAGCCAACAACAAUUGCAACAACACAGAAAUUAAAGUGCAAAAGUUAAUAAAAGCGAGUUGAAAAAUACAAAAAAGUUAAAUAUUAAUUAAUAAUAUUGCAGCCGCAGUAAGCACGAUCGAGCCAUCACGACACAAAUACAAAAACAACAGCAGCAACAACAAAAACAACGAUACAAGCUAAUUUAGCAACAACAACAGCUGUUUUUCCUUCUCUGCUGUCAGCAGCUCACACUCACUUUCGGGCUGCCUGUUGCAAAAUUUCAAAAAAAAAAUAAAAAAUAUAGUAUUCAAAAAGCAACAACAAUAAAAAUGUUGUUUUGAAUUUCAUUUCAAAAAAUCACCACAGCCGCGCAGUGAGGCGUGUGUGCAAUCCGCAGCAUUCGAGAGGUGAAGCUGCAUUUGCUCUAAAACAACAAGAAAAUGAAUAAAUGUGCGAAAAACUGAAAAAAUUUAAAAGCCAGUGGCAUUUCGGAAUUUUUAAUUGAGCUUAAAAAGUUGUGACAAAAAAUUCAGUAGAGAAAUAAUUUUUUUUCUUUCACUGAGAAGUGUGAAUUGUGUGUGAGAAUAUUUUGUUGCUGCUGACGUUUUAAGGCAAAAUCUAGACGAAUUAAAAUCAGCGCAGAUUUCAAACACACUGAACUCCUUAUGGAAAAUAAAGUGAAAUUUUAUGUUUGUAAUUAGGAACAACUCGCGCGGAGGGUAAAACGAAAUACAUAAAUUUGAUUUAGAAAAUAAAAAUUUUUAGUUUACAAUUAACAAACCUAAAAAGAAAACACAACGAAAGCGAACAGUGAGAGAGAGACUCAAGCACAACAACGCUAAUCGCCACAAAAGUGAAGUGUGAAGUGCGAAAUUCAACGCCAACUGCCAACAUACACAUACCCACACGCACACACACACUUACGCAAAGAAAAACAUUUUCUUACCGCACAUUUUCCAUUUUUCUUCGGUGAAUUUUCGUCGUUCCGCUGAAAAUCGCGCGUGACGCGUCGUCCUCUAUACGUCUUCUUCUGUGUUAUUUCUUGCCGCCACUUCGCCUUCAACUGCCAAUUUGCCACAUAAAUACAAAAGCACAAACUCAUUUUGCAAAGACUUUUUGCGCAGGCCUUCAGACUUCAGACUGUGUUAACCUUUAGAAAUUAUUAAGCAUCAACAUUAUUUACAAAAUGUCACACAACAUUAGAAUUUUAUUGGCGAUCAUCGCUUCAAUUGUCACAAUAUGCUCAUCACUGCCAGAUUAUCACAAACAAAUGUCACCCACACAACUGCAAUCGGUGUUCCACGUCGACGAUGUGAACGCUGUGCCGCAGUAUGAAGUCGUGCAGCUGUUGCAUAACAGUUUUGACGACGGUUUGGCGUCACUCCCUGAACAUUAUCGUCGUCGUCGGCGACGCAGCAUCAACAGUGUUGAUGGAGCUGCUCGUCCGACCAUCAAGGAGCCACAUCACGUGAAGAAGGAUUUGAGUAAAAAUCCUUAUUAUAGUGAAUUGAAAGCGGCCGCUAAUACGCCAGGUGCUGGUGGUGUGAACACUCUACAGCAAGCGGCGAAUGGCAAAUUCGCUGGUGAUUUACGCGAGUUAAAAGAGCACAAAGUUUCGUUUAAUGCUUUCGGUGAGAAUUUGAAUUUAACCUUGAAGAGAACAGAUAGUCUGUUCAAGGGAGGUUCCCCUAAUACGCUGCGUAUGUGGACUGUGCGCGAUGAGGCAAAUGCGACGCAUGGUUUGGAUCUGCAGGAGGUUUUCGAUGUGGAUGCUCAAUCUAGCGAUCAAAUUGGCGAAGUCUAUCAAGACGAAGCCAAUAUGGCGGCCAUUUUAAUGCGGCGCCAUUUGGAAACUGGUGAUUUAGUAAUGGAGGGCAGCAUUGGUCAUGAGAUGGUGAUAAAACCGCUGCCGCACGAUCUGAGCCCAAACCCAGAUGCCGCACAUCACAUUGUUUACAAACGUGAGGCCCAGCCGCUAGAGCAUUUGAGCGAUUUCGCUUUUAUGGAACCCGAUGAUUUGGCUACCAGCGAGAAACUUGAACGAUUACAACAACAUCGCCAACGUCGCGCAGCGCCAGCCGAAGAUGACGACGAAGCAGCGUUAGAGGAAGUGGAUGGUGAAUUGGAGUCAGCGGAAGCCAGGUUUACACGUAACAGACGUCAAUUGCCCUAUAUUAUCUAUCCUGAGGUGUUGGUCAUCAUCGAUUAUGAUGGUUAUCGGUUGCAUGGUGGCGACAAUUUGCAAGUGAAGCGUUACUUUGUUUCGUUCUGGAACGGCGUUGAUUUGCGCUAUCGUUUGCUGAAGGGUCCAAGGAUACGCAUCAGCAUUGCUGGCAUUAUUAUUUCGAGGGGAAGAGAUGCAACACCAUACCUGGAAAGGAAUCGUGUCGGACGAGAUGCCAUCGAUUCAGCGGCUGCCUUAACCGAUAUGGGUAAAUAUUUAUUCCGUGAGCGCCGUUUGCCCGUCUACGAUAUUGCUGUCGCGAUAACCAAGUAUGAUAUGUGUCGAAGACGUAAAGGCGGUCGUUGCACCAAAGGCACUGCGGGUUUUGCAUAUGUUGGCGGUGCCUGCGUUGUGAACAAGCGUUUGGAAAAAGUCAACAGUGUUGCCAUCAUUGAGGAUACCGGCGGUUUCAGCGGAAUUAUUGUGGCUGCCCAUGAAGUUGGACACUUGCUCGGCGCCGUUCACGACGGCUCACCACCACCCAGCUACCUCGGCGGUCCGGGUGCUCAGCGCUGCCGCUGGGAGGACGGCUACAUAAUGUCCGAUUUGCGACACACCGAGCGCGGUUUCCGGUGGUCACCAUGCACCAUACAGAGUUUCCAUCACUUCUUGAACGGCGACACCGCCACCUGCUUGCACAAUGCACCGCAUGAAGACAGCGCGCUGGGACGCGCAUUGCCCGGCACACUGCUCUCGCUGGACGCGCAGUGUCGUCGCGAUCGCGGCACGUACGCUUGCUUCAAGGAUGAGCGCGUGUGCGCGCAACUAUUCUGUUUCGAUGCGCAGACGGGCUACUGUGUGGCAUAUCGGCCGGCCGCGGAGGGUUCCACAUGUGGCAGCGGGCUGACGUGUCUGGACGGUCGGUGUACGCCAGCUACUUCAAAUGUCAUACCAGCUUACCGUUCUUACAAUGACAACAACAGUGGCACCGAAAAUACUGAUACUAGUAGCGAAGAAGAAGAUGAGGGGGAGAAUGUAAGUAGCGAAGAAGAGCAGGAUCUGCCGAACGUCUUGGCUAAGAGUACACCUACGACCCAGCAACGUUUCGGUAAUACGGUGGAGAAGACGUCACGCGAAGUCGACGACACUUCCGAUCCCAAACGUAUUACAACAAAAACGAUAACCACCAGCAAUACACAUACACCGACACAAACGGACUCACGCACCACGAUCACCUUGGAGACACACUCACGACACCAACACAACAACAAUCAGCAACGGCAAGUGCAACAGGGUACUUUAGAAUUUUUAGCCAGGUUUUUAGCACAGAAUCCACAAUGGCAACAGCUUUUGGGACAAGCGGCGCAGGUAAACGCGCUAACCGGCGCCGCCACGAAUGCCGCCGAUGUGGCAACCAUAGAGACUGCCGCAAAGGCGAAAGUGGCAGACAAAGUGGCAUCCGCUCAUAUGCCACAAACAAAGUUGCCGCAGGGCGCAGUCGUUGUGCAAACGAGCGUGACCAGCAGUACGAGCAGUAGUAGUGGCGUUAGUAGCACAAAUAGUAGUAGUUCAGGUAGUAAUAAUAGUAGUAAUGGUAACAGUGACAAUCAAACAGUUGUUGAGGAUACUGGCGCGUUGCAAGUUGCUGAGUAUAUUGACCUUAAUAAAAGCGAAAAACAGCCUAUACUGAGCGUAGUGGACGAAAAUAAUGCCAAAGCAAAAACUAUGCUAACACAAAGCAAAUCAGAACCCGAAAUCCAACCACAACCACACCAACACACAACCAGAUUGGCAAAAUUAACACAAAUUCAACAGCGCAAACCAACCACCACAACCACAGCAACAACACCACCAACCGCACAACCUAACCUCUUCCAAAUUUACACGCAAGAAUUACGCAAACAGUUACAAUAUUAUUUAGGUUUCCUGCGAGCGCACACUGGCGACAACGUCAGCGCUGGCGAUAGUAGUAGUAGUAUUUUGAGUAAUAGCAAACGUACAGCAACAGUAAAGCAAACCGUUACAACCAACACAACUAAUUCAAAUUAUAGCAAUACGGUGAGUGCGGCCGCGAAAUUACAGCAACAGUCGGCGUUGCUGGACAACAACAAUCGCAACAAUGCGGACGACAUCGAUGACAACGAGGACAAUGUGAAUGACAGCAAUGUGGACGCGGAUGAUGACGCGAGCAAUGAGGCAAUAGAUGACAAGCAACAGAAACGUAAGUUCAAUACAGCAACAACCAUAAACGUGAGUGCACAACAACAACAAAACACACAACCAGCGCCGCCACCGUCAGCACCGACUCGCAGCAGCAGCAAUGGCGGCAGUAACGGCAAUAAUAACAAUAACAAUAACAGUAAAGCGCUGCAAAGGCCGGCGACAUUUCUUGACGCCUAUUUGAAGAAAUUGCAAGCGCUUAAUGCGCCAACGGACACAACGGCCACACUGACGGCCACCACCACGAGCACCACAAUGUCGACAUCGAGUGUGGUGGGCAGUGGCGUCGUCGGCAAAGCAGUACCAGCUGCCGAUACGCCCGAGAACGAACCGGUGAAGCGUGCGCCGGCGGAAACGUUCGGCAGUCACUUUCUCAAACGUACGCAAAAUUUAUCGAAUAGUAAAAGUAGUAGUGUGGGAGGUAGUAGUGGUGUUGAUGGUAGUGUUGGUAAUAGUAGCGAUAGCAACAUUUACAUUAAUCAUGGUAACAGCUACAACAACAACAAUUCAAAUAGAAAUCACAAAAAACUUACACGCAUUUCGAGUCACAAUGCUGCUGCAAACAGUCGUACGUCAUAUGAUGAUGCACACGAGCAAGUGCACGAACAUGUUGUGAGCGAUGUGGCAACACACAUCGCGACAACAACACAACAACCAGCAUAUGUUACAAAUUAUUUAGGUGAUAAUACAAAUAAUUUGCCAAGCUUGCUGGAACAGCAACAGCAAGCACAACAGUCAUCCUCAACAAAAACAACAACAACAUCCGCACAAGAACAACAAAAUCAACAAACAUCACAACAAAAAGCACAUAAAAUCAGAACACAAAAACUAAUACGUCGUCAAUUGUUGCGUACGCAAAUUAAAUGAAGACAAUACGUAAAGUUUGUGCGUAAGUGACGCCAGCGUUUACAUUUGUUCUGCUAUAGCACCAUAUUUAGUUUGUAAUUCUAUUUAUAUAUUUAGCAUUUAAAGCGCCAAGAGGAUUACAUUACUUUCUCACUUCAUGUGCGCAAUACCGUUGCAUUCAGCAAUCACGCACACACACUACUGUACGCCACUACACACAGCGUUAGAAAAAACGCAGAGUUACCAACUUGUCAUUCUGACAAGCAGCUAUUUUUUUUUCAAAUUAUUUGUCAGUUAGCAGAAAAAAUAAUAUUUAGUACGCGAAACGCCACGCCAAAUGUACCGGUUAUUCUGCUUGCUUAGCGCUAUAGGCGCCCAAGCGAUUUUCACAUAAUCAACUACGCUCACAUAAAACGCAAACACAGCGCACACGCUUCUCUUCCUCAGAAGCAUUACAAAUAACUACACGGUUACUAUCGACUUUCGUUGCCAAUCUACAAAAAUGCGUGGUUAACUGGAAGGCGUUUCCUUUUUGAAGAGAAUAAUUCCGUUGCUGACUGAGUGAAGGCGCCGCCAUACGUUUUUCAUAUAAAUAACGUUUUCUAUUUUGAUUUGACGUCCCAUAAAUAUGAUCGGAAGCAUAUAAUGCAAAAACAAAUGUGGCAGCAAUUGACGAUGACAGCAGCGGUAACAUGAACGAGCAUCUCAACACAACCACAACAAUUAACAGCCGUAUAUUAUGUCGAUAUAAACACAUAUUUAGUAAAAGAUUUACGUACUAGUAUAUUUAAAUUAGGCAGCUUGCAAAAGACACAUCAUUGCCAUUUUAAAUUUUUUCAAACAAAUAUUAACAUACACAUUUACAUUUCUAAACAAAUAGUUGAAAUUAAUGCAUGAAUUUAGUUGAAGCAGUUAAAACUGAAUAUUAAUCAAAUAAAACGCAUGAAAUCAUACAGCGCCACGCAUACAUACAUACGCAAUUACAUAAACGGUUUCAUUUAAACCAGCACAUAUCCCUAUGCUACCCAAAAUAUUUACUUAAGUAUGUAGUUAUGUACAACACAACAUACAUGUAUGCGUCGUAAAAAUACAAGAAGCAUCGAUCACACAUAACCACACUUGAGAACAUCCAUAUUUAAAUAUUUCAUACGUACUUUAAAAAGAAACAUAGUUAGAAUUUAUUGAUUUGUUUUAGGAUUUAAUUAUUA
Molecule: messenger RNA, 6758 nt
Organism: Bactrocera tryoni
Lineage: Eukaryota; Metazoa; Arthropoda; Insecta; Diptera; Tephritidae
Exons: 16
Coding region: 1507-5571 (1354 amino acids)
Biological process (GO): proteolysis
Molecular function (GO): metalloendopeptidase activity
Source: RefSeq, a predicted model, not a curated record